UUUUUACUUUUUAUUACAUAAUAGGAUAUGUCGUUGUCGAUUUGUGAUGACAAGAAGAGUAUUGUGGAGGAGACUGCAGGAUUCAAGAUAUUCCUGAGAGACAUUAGCCAGCCGAUGGUGGAUGCGUGGAGGGAUACACAAGCCUUUGGAUGUGAGUCUUUCACAGACUCCAUACAGAUAUCUCAAGGUGAUAUAUUCCAAGGUGCUCCGGCUGCAGACGCUAUAGUGUCACCAGCUAACAGCUAUGGCUUCAUGGAUGGUGGGAUUGAUAUGGUCUAUUCCAGACACUUUGGUUGGCAGAUGCAGGAGAGGCUACAGAAACUUCUGAGGGAAGAGCAUGAUGGAGAGCUACCAGUCGGUCAGGCAGUCAUCAUUCCAGCGUACUCUAGCCUCCAGGGGGAGGGGUCUAACUUGUCUCCCAGUGUAAACCAGGGUACACCUAUCAGCUAUCUCAUUGCAGCACCUACUAUGAGGAUACCUACCAAUGUCAGCAAAACUGUCAAUUCCUACUUAGCCUUCAGAGCUAUACUCAGAGAAGUGAGGGAACACAAUCGUUGUCAUCCUGACAAGCUCAUUAGCUCCGUGCUGUGUCCCGGAUUAGGGACUGCCGUCGGUAGGAUGCCUUUCAUGAGAUGUGCCCAUCAAAUGAGAACUGCUUAUAAUGCUGUCAUCCACCGCAAUGUUCCUGCUAUCAAUUGUCCUCGUGACCUUAGUGAACCUUGCUCUGCACAUGUGCAGUUGACUAGGUUUGGGGAGAAUUCUGGAACCAAGUUCCCACCCAAAGCCACAAUUGGAGAACUUUUUAUAGAACAAUGAACUAUUAGAAACACUUUAUAUGACAUCGUUAUUGAUAACAAUAGUUUGUGUAAACAUGAAGUGAGAGUCUUAUAAUAAUAAUACAGUCAAUAA
Molecule: messenger RNA, 909 nt
Organism: Halichondria panicea
Lineage: Eukaryota; Metazoa; Porifera; Demospongiae; Suberitida; Halichondriidae
Exons: 7
Coding region: 28-816 (262 amino acids)
Source: RefSeq, a predicted model, not a curated record